Molecule: messenger RNA, 1296 nt
Organism: Atta colombica
Lineage: Eukaryota; Metazoa; Arthropoda; Insecta; Hymenoptera; Formicidae
Gene: gfzf
Product: glutathione S-transferase 1-1-like
Exons: 6
Coding region: 42-731 (229 amino acids)
Biological process (GO): glutathione metabolic process
Molecular function (GO): glutathione transferase activity
Source: RefSeq, a predicted model, not a curated record
GUCACAUUUUUAUUUCUUGCUAUUAAAUAAUAAUAUAUAAUAUGAAGCUAUAUAGUGUUUCGGACGGUCCACCAUCUCUUGCAUGUCAGCAACUAUUGAAGGCUUUAGAUAUUAAAUACGAAUUGGUCAAUGUAAAUUUUGGAAAAGGUGACCAUAUGACUGAAGAAUACGAAAAGCUAAAUCCACAAAAAGAGAUACCUACUCUUGUCGACAAUGAUCUUAUAAUGGGUGAAAGUAACGCAAUUCUGCAAUAUUUAGCAGAUCAGUAUGAUAUGAGCGAUAAAUUGUAUCCAAAGGCACCGAAGUUGCGAGCGAUUGUCAAUCAUCGUCUGUGUUUCAAUUUAGCACUUUAUUACCGUAACAUCAGUGAAUAUACUUUGGCGCCGAUAUUUUAUGAUUAUCAACGCUCACCGUUGAGUCUCAAGAAAACAAAAAUCGCAUUGGAUAUCUUUAACACGUAUCUGCAACGUGAAAACUCCGAAUAUGCAGCAGGCAAUAGCUUGACAAUCGCCGAUUUUCCAUUGAUAACCGCGACAAUGUGUCUGGAAGCCAUUGACUUCAAAUUGGAUGCUUGGCCUUACGUAAUGAAAUGGUAUGACAAUUUCAAACGGAAGCAUCCUGAUCUUUGGGAAAUUGCGGCGAAUGGAAUGCGAGAAAUCAGUUAUUUUGAGAAACAUCCACCAGUACUCGAUAUGAAUCAUCCGAUACAUCCGGUACGCAAAAGUACAUGAAAGAGUUUCUGCAAUGAAAUCCAAUAGUUUUGCACAUUUGCAAAUGCUUUUUAAAUUAAUUUGCAGUUUUUCUAAGCAUAAUAUAAAAAGAAUGAUAAUAAAAGUAAAUUUUUACUAAACUAGAUUUAUUAUUGACACAUUCAUUCAAUAUUUGCACAAUAUUUCCAUAAUAUUCUUCUUAUGUAUCUUAUAUAUUAAACUACAGAAUCUAUAUUACAAUAUAUUUGUAUGAUAAAUAUUAUAAUUAGCAUGGCAGUUACAAACUGUCAUGUGUUAACUUUUGUGUAAUUGACAAUAUAUGUAUAUGUACAAAUGAAAUAAAUUUGUUGAUAUACAUUUCGGUUUAUUCUUAAACAAAAUGUUAGUAUAUUUAAGUUAGUAUAGUUAAUUGAAAAAUUUGUAAAUAGUAUCUGUCAUAAUUAUGUACAUAAAAUUGUAUCUAGUAAUAGAUAAUUAUUUAUUGAUAUAAGAUGAUAAAUGAAAAGUAAUAAUUGAUGUGUGUAAAAUAAUUCUAUGAAAAUGUGUCGUAUGUAACACUUAUAAAAAUAUAUAUUUACUAUCAAUA